GGGCCAGGUUCCUUUGUCCCAUGGAGCCGCCGGCGCAAAGCCCGGUCGCACUCGUAGAUAUUUUUCUUUCCCCUUUUCUUGACUUCUGGCCUGGGAAACGCUGGCAUAAUGCACACUUUUAGCAGCAGAAAGCUGUCCACUGCUUUACUCAUUGUUUGCACGGUGAUCUGGUUUUCAUGGUCGGAAAACGGCGGUGGUUUCUGGAUUCCUUCCGCAAGGGGCCCUGCCAACGACGAGUCGCUGCUCGAUAAUAUGAUCAGAAAUGCUACCUUAGGGUUCGAGAAGAUAUUUGCGAUCGGCUUCAAGCAGCGCACCGAUAAGCACGAUGCGAUCGCUCUGGCGGCAUCAUAUACGGGGUUGGAAGUGGAUUGGCUUGAAGGCGUAAGAGCAGCCGAAAUACCUCCGAAAGCAUUACCAGCUGUAUGGACGGAGGAGAAGCACCGCGAUAAACCCGCCGAGCUGGGAAGUUGGCGCGCCCACAUGAAUGCUUUGCGGCAUAUCGUGGAAAGUAGAAUCGGCAGCGCAGUCCUUAUGGAGGAUGAUUCGGACUGGGAUGUGAACAUCAAGGCUCAAAUGGUCGAAUUUGCACGAGGAACCCGGGCGCUUCAGGGAGCCAAGGGGGUCCCAUAUUCCCCAUAUGGCGACGAUUGGGAUAUGCUAUGGCUGGGACAUUGCGGGAUAAAUUCGCGAGGCGAGCCGAAGUUCUACGUGAUCCCUAAUGAUUUGACCGUAACCCCGCGACCUCACCAAAACGAGUUUGUCCGCCCAGGGCUAGCAGACGACCCGAACUUCGAGAGCCAUCGCCUUGUAUUCUAUGGGGAUAAUGCUAUCUGCUCCUGGGCAAUGGCAUUCACAUACGAGGGUGCCCGUAAGGCAUUGACAGCAUUAUCAUACGUCGGCAUUGACGAGCCCGUUGAUCUGGGGUAUAACUUCUUGUGCACUAACAUUCUAAAAGUCCCGUAUAGAUGUCUAUCAACUUUUCCAAGUUUAAUGGGCACCUGGGCACAACGUGGGCCAGCUUCGCGAGACUCGGAUAUCACCGACGGCGACGAUACGUGGCAUGAAGCAAGCUCCCGUUCUCUCACCUAUAGCACCAUGCUAAACAUUUUACCACUUGCGAAUAACGAAACGACGAUACACGCACAAUGGGAUGAUGUGCCGGCGCCGAAAAUCGAUCUUGCGACGGUUGAGAUACCCCAUGGUUAUUUGUACAUUCCCGAUUCUGCAUGAAUGUCCUAUCGGCUUUGCCUUUAACCCUUGUUUAUUUCUUUUUUAUUCCUUAUUGAAGCGAUUUCCCUUAUGUGCCAAGAUUAUAUGAUUACUAUUGUGAAAAUUGACGAAAGGUGGACAAGUCAGCAGUAUGAAUAUGGAUUGCCCUUUGUCACUCAUUCUUAGACCAUGCAUAAGUUUUGAACAACAAAAUGAGCUCUACUUGCUUCAGCAUAGAUUUCCUGUCUUCGUUUAUCUUUGUUCAACAGGAGGGUCAAUAUGUUCAGCUAUCAGAAGUAACAUGUAGCUAGUCCGCAUUUAGUAUGGCUGAAGGUCUAGUCUUUGACAUAAACGCGAUGCAACAGGAGUGAUUAUGUAGUUUUAUUACGACAACUUCAACAUAAAACGAGGUUUGACUUGCUGCCGCUAGCAGAGCCAAAU
Messenger RNA from Aspergillus alliaceus, 1650 nucleotides. RefSeq lists its product as uncharacterized. The record is from RefSeq and is a predicted model, not a curated record. The transcript is spliced from 4 exons. NCBI's taxonomy places the organism in Eukaryota, Fungi, Ascomycota, Eurotiomycetes, Eurotiales, Aspergillaceae. Bases 109 to 1230 code for a protein of 373 amino acids.